GUGAAUUUCUCUACUACUAUGAUCAAACCGCUCAUGGUGCAAGUGUCUUCUCGAAGCUGCUGAGAGACUAAGGGGAUGGAAAUGGAAAUAACCUCUGUCUGAAAACUCCGUACAGAUUGCUCUGAAUCUCUGGGUGAAGAUGGCCUUCUUUCAGAAUAACUUCUGGGGGGAGAAGAAUGGCGGCUUUGACGUGCUCUACCACAACAUGAAGCACGGCCAGCUGGCAACCAAGGAGCUAGCCGACUUCGUCCGAGAGAGGGCGGCCGUCGAGGAGACUUACUCCAAAUCAAUGAGUAAACUCUCUAAAAUUGCCAGCAAUGGAAGUCCACAGGGGACGUUUGCUCCCAUGUGGGACGUGUUCAGGGUGUCCUCAGACAAACUGGCCCUCUGCCACCUGGAGCUCAUGAAAAAGAUGAACGAUCUCAUCCGGGACAUCAACAAGUACGGAGACGAGCAGGUCAAAGUCCACCGGAAGACUAAGGAGGAGAUGGUGGGGACGGUGGAGGCGGUGCAGGCGCUGCAGGUUCAGAGCGGUCACCUUCAAAAGUCAAAGGAGGGCUACCACAGCAAGUGUCUGGAGCUGGACCGGCUCAGGAAGGAGGGGGCGCCACAGAAAGAGCUGGAGAAGGCGGAGCUGAAGUCUAAGAAAGCGGCCGAGUCGUUCGCGUUGUGCAUCGAGAAGUACAACCGCGUGGGAGGGGAGUUUGAGCAGAAGAUGAGCGAGUCCGCCCAGAAGUUUCAGGAAAUCGAGGAGUCUCAUCUACGCCAGAUGAAACAGCUGAUCAAAAGUUAUUCCCAUUCCAUAGAAGACACACACGUCCAGGUGGGACAGGUCCACGAGGAAUUCAAGCAGAACGUGGAAAACAUUGGCAUCGACAACCUCAUUCAGAAAUUCGCCGAGCAGAAGGGAACGGGCAAAGACAGGCCAGCUCUGGUUGGAUUCGAGGAGUACAUGACAGCUCUGGCACCUGAAGGAAUGAAAAAGAGUCGAACAAAAGCCUUCAGGAUCCCCGGCCUCGGCAAGAGGGAUAAAGAGCCAGACUCUACGGAUUCAGCUGUGACGGAUGCACUGAAUUCGCCUCUGGAAGUGGACGACGAGGGGUUUGUCAUCCGAGCCGACAGCACACAGAAUGGCUGCUCUGACGAGAAGGAGAACAACUUCUACUCUAGUGACUCAGACUUCGACGACGAGGAGCCCAAGAAGUUCCACAUCCAGAUCAGACCGGUGGUCAGCAGCAGCCGCAGCAACUCGGUCGCCACGGAGAAGGAGCUGAAAGCCACCGUGGGGGCGCUCACCCUGCCCCCCAAAAGAGGAGGCCGCCAGCAGGUGCAAGGGAAGCGACAUCUCUCCAGAAACUCGAGCGCCGCAGGAGUCCGAUUAGAAGAAGGUGAAGCUGCCUCCCACAGAGAUGGGGAGCAGGACGGCCUACGCAGGUCCACCUCCAGCCCCGAUCACAGCAGGUUGAGUUCGACGGCGUCGGGCUCAGACAGUCUGUUCGGGCCUCCGCUGGAGCUGGCCUUCAAGUCCAAGAGCUUCGACAGCCGAGAUCAGCUCAGAGAGCAGAGCGCGUUCGGUGCUUCUGACUACACUGCCUUCUCGUCCGACUCCUCUUCUCCUGAGAACGUGGAGGACUCCGGCUUGGACUCGCCUUCCCAUCAGCCCCUGGGGCCGUCCCCCGAGCCCGUGGGCUGGGCGGCUUGGCCCCCCGUGUCCCAGAGCAAAGAACAGCCGCAGAAACUGGGGCGACCCGUCGACCCUUUCCUCUCCGCCUUCCGCGACCCCUCCCCCGGACGCGGCCCCCACCUGCAGGACGACCCCGCCGCCGCCGCCGGCGUCUGGUCCGUGGCCCCGUCGCGCCCCUCGCGCGUCCCCCCCGACGCGGACCCCUCGCUGGUGCGCUUCCCCGCGUUCUCCCAGUCGCUGCCGCCGCCGGAGGUGGAGUCGUCCGUGUGGAACUGCAAACACAUCCCCCCCGAGGACCCGUUCCUCGCCGCCUUCGAGAGGAGCGUCGCCCAGGAGACGCUGAACCUGUCGGACGCCUGGGCGCGGCCCCCGCCCCGCGUCCCCCAGGAGGCCCGGGCGGUCGAGGUGCGGGGGGACCCGUUCGCCGUCCCCCUCGCCGACGCCAAAACCCUCCCGACUCCUUCCUCCUCCUCCUCCUCCUCGCCCUCCUCCAAUCGCAAAGACAGAGACAGGAAACGGGACCGCAGCCUCCCGCCCCCCGUGACGUCCGACGACCCGUUUGCGAUCACGAUGAUCGGCAGCCCCACGCAUCAGUCCACGCUGGCUGCAGCGGGAAUAAUCGCUCCGCACAGCAGCAGCAGCAGCAGCAGCAGCAGCUGUGCCGGCGGUGGUGGCGGCGGCGGCGGCGGCGGCGGCGGCGGUGGCGGUGGCUCUGCCAACAACAUCAGAAUCGGACUCGAUGCUAAUACGAGCUCUUUACCAUCAGCUCAGCCCAAGAAGGAGCUGAUGCACUGGAACUCUGUCCACAACCCGUUCAGCGAAGGAGUCGGCUCCAAGACACAGGAUGGAGGAGGAGGAGGAGGAGGAAAAGGAGAAGGAGGAGGUGCAGAGAGGAGGAAACACCGGCCGUCAGAAAGUGAGCCGCGCAGGAACGCCCCUCCUCUCACGAGGCAUUCAGGGCCCCAGGAGGAUCUGUGCUUCUCCACGGACAAAGAUCAGGACUGUCUGGAUCUCACCCAAAUAACCUGCACCGUCAGCUCUCACAACAAGGGAUCCAAACAUAACUUCAGGCAGGACACAGCUGAGGCGGCGGCAGCUGCUCCUCCCAGAGCGACCCGGACCAAGAGGUCGUCAGGUCGACUCAGCGGCUGUGAGAGGUCCCGGUCUCUUUGCUCAUCGCCGCUGCCGGAGCCCAGCCCUUCGCUCACCUCCUCCUCUUCCUCCAGCCCCAGCGAGUGGGCGCCUCAGGCCAGAGACGGCGAGUGGGGGGGUCAGAACCGAGCGGCCAGUCCUGCCAGGGUGGGACAGGCCUCACCGCUGCCCUACCAGCACCAGGACCAUCAACAGAGGCCGUGUAAGACUCAAAGAAAAACAAUGCAUCUGUCCCGAGGUCCUAGUCCCAUUUCCCUCAGCACGCAGGAGGCCUGGCCGGUGGCGGCGGCCAUUACCGAAUAUAUCAACGCCUACUUCAAAGGUGGACAACACCACCGGUGUCUAGUGAAGAUCACAGGCGACCUGACCAUGUCCUUCCCGGCCGGCAUCACGCGCAUUUUCACCGCCAACCCCAACGUCCCCGUGCUCAGCUUCAGGCUCGUCAACAUCUCCAGGAUCGACCACUUCCUCCCCAACCAGAAGCUGCUCUACAGCGAUCCGUCUCAGAGCGACCCGGACACCCGAGACUUCUGGUUCAACAUGCAGGCGCUGCAGCUCUACCUGCAGCGGGAGGCCGAGCUCAACCCGCAGGCUUCCUACUACAACAUCGGCCUGCUCAAGUAUCAGGUGUCGUCCCAGGAUCCGGGUCGGGCGCCCCUCCUCCUCUCGGCCGAGUGCCAGCGGAGCGGCACCGUGACCCGGGUGUCCCUGGACUACCACUGCUGCCCCGCCACCGCCCCCUCCACCCAGCUCACCGCCGUUCAGGUGCUGCUGCCGCUGGACCACAGCGCCACCGACCUGCAGUGUCAGCCCCCCGCCUCCUGGAACGCUGAAGAGCGUCGGCUGCUCUGGAAACUCCCCAAUCUGUCCCCGACCAACCACAGCAAAGGCUCGGGGACUCUAUGUGCCAGCUGGCAGUGCCUGGAGGUCCCCCGCGGCCCCCCACCCAGCCUGGCCGUCCAGUUCGUGGGCUCCGGGGCGUCGCUGUCGGGGAUGGACGUGGAGCUGGUGGGAAGCCGCUACCGCAUGUCGCUGGUCAAGAAGAGAUUCGCCACAGGGAAGUACAUGGCCGGCUGCUCCUUGUGAUCUGUGUGUGUGGAUCGUUUUCGGAUUCGUGGAAUCGACCUUUCGUGGAGAACUUUGCACUUUUUUUCUGAGUCGAGAGACAGAAACACCAGGAGAGAGACUUUAAAAAAGGAAAAAGAAAUUAAAAAAAAAAAAAGGAGGCCUCCCUUUAGACCUCUGCCUCGUAGGACAAUGUGCACUUAUUCUGACCAAGCCUUUUCUUCUUCUUCUCCUUCUUCUUCUCUCCCUCUAAUGCGAGUCGUGUGUUGUUCAUUCAGUCGUUUCCAGGAGGAGCCUCUUUUCUUUUUCUCCCUCUCUCCGCUCACAUCGUGUUCUGUGUGCCUUUGUAUCAAGAGACUGCAGACGAAGCUAGAUGUCAAAACUUCUCACAGAGACGAACGAAGGAGGACGGACAAGAAAAAAAAGGAGUGUGCGAAUUAAGUUGCCAUGGAAACUAGGACUUUUUAAAUUGUGUAAAUAAUGCGUCUCCAGAUCAUCCUUCUACCGAACCUUAAAAGAAGAAUAAUAAUAAUAAUAAGUUUGUAAAUCUGACGUUUGUUCCACUUAGAGGUUUUGUGAUGUUGAUAUUUGAUAAAAAUAAAUGUGCUCAUGUGCUUU
Molecule: messenger RNA, 4519 nt
Organism: Mugil cephalus (flathead mullet)
Lineage: Eukaryota; Metazoa; Chordata; Actinopteri; Mugiliformes; Mugilidae
Gene: fcho1
Product: FCH and mu domain containing endocytic adaptor 1
Exons: 27
Coding region: 140-3922 (1260 amino acids)
Biological process (GO): clathrin-dependent endocytosis; clathrin coat assembly
Cellular component (GO): clathrin-coated pit; clathrin-coated vesicle; plasma membrane
Source: RefSeq, a predicted model, not a curated record